Messenger RNA from Staurois parvus, 480 nucleotides. NCBI's taxonomy places the organism in Eukaryota, Metazoa, Chordata, Amphibia, Anura, Ranidae. The record is from the annotation of a GenBank genome assembly.
CAAAAGGAGAGUGAACUGUAUGAGUCUCUAAUGCGCAUUGCUGAUCGUAAGCAAGAAGAACUAAAGGAAAUGAUAGUGGAAACCCUAAACAGCAUGAGAGAACAACUUCUUGAGGAUGCUGCCAGCAUGGAGUUUAAAGAUAUUUCUAUCCCGCAGAAUGGAGAACCUGUUGGAGCACAGGAAAUCAAAAACUGCAUUUAUCAGAUUAAAGACCUGAUCAUUUCACGGCUUAACCAAGCUGUUGUAAACAAACUUAUUAACUCAGUGGACUAUCUACGGGAAAGCUUUGUUGGCACAUUAGAAAGGUGCCUUCGUAGCCUAGAAAAAUCCCAGCAGGAGUCAUCUAUGCAUGUCACAAGCAACCAUUUAAAGCAGAUAUUGAAUGCUGCAUACCACGUGGAGGUCACUUUUAAUUCUGGAUCCACGGUCACCAGAAUGGUGUGGGAGCAGAUUGUACAGAUAAUACAGCGCAUUACAUGG